GGCGGGCGGCGGAGGCGGUGUCGGGGUGGGCUUUCAUCCUCUAGACAACAAGAAGAGACAGUCCUUCAAAGUCCUGACAGCAUUUAGCUGAGGCAGGUAGAGAUUGACCACACCACAGUUAACACAGCAUACCUGACUUGAAGCACUUUGAAAUGGAGACAAGUUUUAAAGAUGUGCAUGUUUCUUGCUUCACGAAACUUCUGUUGCCGUGGCGUUAAGCUAAGAACAGAUUGGCUUUCCAGAGCCAUCAAACACUCCACCUCUGCAACAAUGCCCUUCAGACACAAAAAUACAAGACGAAUUGAAGGCCUUGAUAGCAAUGUGUGGGUUGAAUUUACAAAGGUGGCAGCAGAUCCCUCAAUUGUUAAUCUUGGUCAAGGUCUUCCUGAUAUAUCCCCUCCCAGCUAUGUUAAAGAAGAGCUGGCAAAGGUAGCAGCAGUUGACAGACUGAACCAGUACACCCGAGGCUUUGGACAUCCAUCACUGGUGAAAGCCUUGUCUCAAGUCUAUGAGAAAGUUUGUGGAAGAAAGAUUGAUCCUCUCACAGAUAUCCUGGUGACUGUGGGAGCUUAUGGAUCUCUCUUUAGUACAAUACAGGCACUAAUUGAAGAGGGAGAUGAAGUAAUAAUAAUAGAGCCAUUUUAUGACUGUUAUGAGCCAAUGGUAAAGAUGGCGGGUGCAAAGCCUGUUUUUAUCCCACUAAGAUGUAAAAAUGAUGGAAACUCUGCAUCUAGUGCUGAUUGGGUCUUAGAUCCUGCUGAACUUGCAAAUAAAUUUAAUUCCAAAACAAAAGCAAUUAUUCUGAAUACCCCACACAACCCGAUAGGCAAGGUUUUUACCCUGGAAGAGCUCCAAGUAAUAGCUGAUCUCUGUAUUAAACAUGACACCCUGUGCAUCAGUGAUGAGGUGUAUGAAUGGCUGGUGUAUAAAGGAAAUAAACACAUUAAAAUAGCUACGUUGCCAGGUAUGUGGGAAAGAACAGUAACUAUAGGAAGUGCUGGAAAAACAUACAGUGUAACUGGCUGGAAGCUUGGUUGGUCCAUUGGUCCUGAGUACCUGAUCAAGCAUUUGCAAGUUGUUCACCAAAAUACACUAUAUACUUGCCCAACUCCAUUACAGGAGGCUUUGGCACAAGCAUUUUGGAUGGACUACAAGCGCAUGGAUGACCCAGACUGCUAUUUUUACUCCCUGUCUCGAGAGCUGGAGAGCAAGCGUGAUCGGAUGGCUCAGCUACUGAAAGAGGCUGGACUAAAGCCUGUCAUUCCAGAUGGAGGAUACUUUAUGAUUGUUGAUGUUUCCACCUUAAAUGUGGAUCUCUCUGAUGUAGAUGAGAAACAACCUUAUGAUUAUAAAUUUGUCAAAUGGAUGAUAGCAUCUAAGAAACUGUCAGCAAUUCCUCUUUCAGCAUUCUGUGGUCUUGAGACAAAGAAACAGUUUGAAAAAUACAUACGUUUUUGCUUCAUUAAGAAAGACAGCACACUAGAUGCAGCUGAAGUAAUCCUGAAGAAUUGGAAUAAACAGACAGGCUGAAUUUUCUUAUUAACUCUUCCAUAUAGUAUAACUAUCUAAUAGUAGGGCUUUUUUAAAUUGGAAAUUUAAGAAAAAAAUGCUUAAUACACUACAGAAUAAAUAUGACAUUGUAAAUAACUUUUUAUUGAUACCUGGUGAGGAGUUAGAACAAUGAUUUACUGAAGUGUGUUUAAUGCAACUCAGAGAUUAUUUUCAAUCUUUUAAAAAUAAAUUGUUUUUCUCUUAAAUAAACCCCAAUGGGAUUUUUUUAACUGAAAGAAAAGAUUUAUAGGAUUCUGUGUAAAAGAAAUAAAUUAUAUAAGUAUUUUAAAGCUUACAAGUAAAAAGGGGGAGGUGUUUUUGGUAUAAGAUAGUAUAGGAACUAGAGAGAGACUUAGAAACGUCUUAGUUUGUGAAAGCAAAUAACCUGCAGUAGAGGAAGAUUAAGACCCAUGGCUCAUAUUAGAUAACUGCAGUGACUCUCUACAUACCUGCCUACCUUCUCUGAAAUUGCAUCAGUUUAAAUAAAGUGAAAAGUGCUAAGUUACAUAAUUACUAUUUUAUUUCCCACAAUAUUUAUGUAUGGUGUUCUGAAAGUAUUCAGUCUUCAAUACAAUUAUGAAAGUGG
Messenger RNA from Pyrgilauda ruficollis (rufous-necked snowfinch), 2137 nucleotides. It is a transcript of the gene KYAT3, whose product is annotated as kynurenine aminotransferase 3. Lineage: Eukaryota; Metazoa; Chordata; Aves; Passeriformes; Passeridae. Gene Ontology annotation, biological process: biosynthetic process. The record is from RefSeq and is a predicted model, not a curated record. Bases 172 to 1530 code for a protein of 452 amino acids. The transcript has 17 exons. Gene Ontology annotation, cellular component: cytoplasm; mitochondrion. Gene Ontology annotation, molecular function: L-kynurenine:2-oxoglutarate transaminase activity; pyridoxal phosphate binding.